Molecule: messenger RNA, 243 nt
Organism: Phaedon cochleariae (mustard beetle)
Lineage: Eukaryota; Metazoa; Arthropoda; Insecta; Coleoptera; Chrysomelidae
Source: the annotation of a GenBank genome assembly
AUGCAUCUAAACCGUGAAAAUAUCGUAUGUAUGUUGUGCGACGUCAAUCAGUACGGGCAGAUGUUCGUCAAACUGCCCUCGGGCGCGGGCAGAUCGGAGAUCGUCUUCGAGGGGGCCAAUAACGCCGACGGGCCUUGGAGCGAGUACAGCUUCUUGUACAAGCCGGGGAAUGUCAACUUGUCUCUACCUUUCGUCGGUGAGUACGCUUCUUAUUGCUGGAUGAUGUAUACAUUGUUUUUUUGA